AUGAUGGAAUACGCUGAUUCCUCUGUGUAUUUUCCAUUUACAUUUACUCAACAAGACAUUGACAAUGUUCUUUACGGAUACAUUCGCACUCCAGAAAAAACAAACAAUGGAUUUGCAUUGUCUGGAAUCUACAUCAACGCACCAAACAGUGGUAAGCAUGCGCAGGUGACUCUUCAUGAUUGGUUAAUGGGGAGGGCUGGUUGAACAUUUGAAUAAGUAGCGCUUAAUGAUUAACAUAAGAAAACAGUGGUUUUAAUAAGUUGACCGAGUUUACCUUGCCGCAAUUUUUUAAUGAAAUGUCGUAAAUAAUCAUAAAUUUUGUUAAUUUGCCUUCCUUUGCUGUGACAUUGGUCUGGAAAACUGGCAUCUCAUUGCAUUCUAAAACUAUAUAGUUUUGCUGGAGACAAAUAAUUGACUCUGCUAUAUUUCCACGAGUUAAGCAUUUGCAUGAGAAACCGCUAAACUUCUGAGGCUAAAAUGUGACAUCUGACAGAAUCUUUUCAAUUGAAGAAAUCCAGUGGAACCCAUGGCUUGCCAACAUUUCUCAAGUUCAUCAAGAAACAACCACGUGCCACCCCAUGCCAUAUAUGGAGUUGUUUCAUGAAGAGCUGUACGUUCAAAACUUACCUGAGACUGUAAAAAUUGUGGAGACAGUUUUACCGACUGGAAGACACAGAGCAGUGUUUUGUGGCCAGCGGAGGAUUUCCAAAGGAACACGGUUUGGUCCGUACACGGGGAGUAUUGUUUUACCGCUGGAUUUGAGAUCACUGGAAAAGAACUGCGUCUGGGAGGUAAUUUGCAUAUAGGUCAUUUUCACAUGACGCCAUGGUGACCAAAUUGGUUACCAAAACGAAAGAACAGCGGUCAUAUUGAUGUCCAAAGAACACAGUACUGUCAGCACUAAGUUUACUUCAGAAUGAAUAGAUUUGUAGACGCCGAUAUGCGUGUUUACUUGGUUUUUUCAGAUUUGAUAUUUUUAUCACUUUAGACUGUAACAAAGCUAAAAUAAGAGAACUCGAAUUCUUUUAUAAAACUGAAUUUUAUCCAAUGAGGCCAACCAAAUCUAACUAUUCUGCAUUGAUGGAGCACUUUGUCAGUAAAAUUGAAAGCUUACAGUCUUUCGUAUUUGUUAAUAUUUCAGAUAUUUCAAGACGGAGAAUUGACACAUUAUGUAGACGGAGCAGGCGACCAAACAAACUGGAUGAAAUACGUCAAUUGUGCAAGGCACGAGGCCGAGCAGAACUUGGUACUCAUUCAAGAAGAUGGAGAGCUGUUUUAUGAAGUCUCCAAGGACAUUGCUGAAGGAAGCGAACUUUUGGUUUGGUAUGGGGAUAGCUACCUUAAAUAUAUGGGUAUUCCCAUCACCAUGAAAACCAAAAUGACCAAGAUGGACAAUGAAGGAGGAAUCGGUACGGAAUUAGGCUUGUAUUUUAUCAUUCAAGUAACAUUUAAAGAAAGUUUAAACGAAGUUUUUCAGCCGGUCACAAGUUUGUUGGGAAAAUGGUUGAGUUUGACUUUAUGGACUUUUCAGCGAAUCCCUGACCUCGUAAUAAGAAAAAAAAUCCAAUUUUUGCCAUGAGAAAUGUUCUUUAAUGGAUGUAAAUUGCACAAACGAUCGAAAGGCGUAAGAUAAAUCCAAUUACUAGCCUGUACUCAUUUGUCUAACAGGUAAUUUAAAAUCUCACCCAAACAAGUUUAUUCCAAAAUAAACGAUACCAACAUCAAUGAUGACGUCGAGGAAACAGCUACAAUUUUCAAUUUCUUUCUUUCCUUCCAAAAAACUGAUUUCAAGAAAGGCUUAAAUCUAUUCCUGAUAAUAUGUCUGUUUGAAUUCACUCUGCACGCUGUCAGCACUAGCCACAUUAUUUCUCCUGUACCCCGCAUGAGAUGUUCCCGCAGGCAAAAUUCGUAACAUAGGUUGAAAAUUCCAGAGACCAUUACACAAUCUCUGGACACGGAAGUGAGCUAUAAUUUACUGACGGAGGACUUCAUAGCGAUGAUGUUUCUGUGUGAAUCUAGUCCUCGCUUGAUUAAACUUAAUCUAGUUGACUGUGAGCUUAUUUCAAUCUCAUUUUCCAUCAGGUGGAGACAGCUUUGCUUGUGACCGUUGUGGUAAAGUUUUCGCCUACAAAUAUUACCGUGACAAGCACCUCAAGUACACACGAUGUGUCGACCAAGGUGACCGGAAGUACCCAUGCCACCUAUGCAACCGCUCCUUCGAAAAGCGUGACCGUCUUCGCAUACAUAUCUUGCAUGUCCAUGAAAAACACAGACCUCAUCAAUGCAAUCAGUGUGGUAAGCGGUUUUCACAGUCCUCGAGCUUAAACAAGCAUUUAAGGGUACACAGUGGGGAAAGGCCGUAUAAGUGUCCCUAUUGUAUCAAGGCGUUCACUGCGUCAUCCAUUCUACGGACCCACAUCCGACAACACAGCGGAGAAAAGCCAUUUAAAUGCCGACAUUGUGGAAAAGCGUUCGCCUCCCAUGCAGCUCAUGAUAGUCACGUGAGACGCACGCAUACCAAAGAGAAGCCUUGCAUCUGUGAAUUCUGCGGCAAAGCGUUUGCGCAGUCGUAUGAACUUAAAUUUCACAUGAACAUGCACACAGGUGAGAAACCAUACACCUGUGAAAAAUGUGGCCGAGGAUUUUCAAGCCCUUCGUCUCGUGAUCGCCAUCGAUCAAAUUUUGAUUGCACCACUCGGAAAAACCGAGCUCCGAAGAUGAUGCGAAAGGGUUCCGAAGGAAAUGAGAGUGACUUGAAUGGCGCAGACGCAGACGGGUUUAUAGCCGAGGAGGAACAAGUUAAAUAACUUCUGCUACUUAUCUAGUAGCUUACAAUUUCAAAUAUCAAAAUUCAUAAGAUUUGAAAUUUUUUCAAACGGGUGUAAAGUUUAUCAAUUCAUGCUUGAAAUAAGAAACUAUCUAUUUCGAGCUGUCAGGGACAGAAUUGUCACCUGGUUGCACGCCGCGCAACCUCCAGACGGUUGGGUAAAAAAGAACUGAGAGAGACAACACCAGAAAAAGCAGACAUUAUAAUAAAAGGAGCUGAAGUACAGAAGACUGUUUGAAGCUUACAUUUUUUCAAUUAUUUAUCUAUCCAUUUAUUAAUAACAAUUUAAUAGGUAAUUUAAAUGGAAAUCAAACAGAACUAAAGUUCAAGCCAUCUUAACCCCAAAUAAAAACAGAAAAUCAUGUUAACUAGUAAAACAGAAUAGAAAUAUGCCUUGGUUCCUUCACCAAGGAAACCUUUUUCAAUC
This is a messenger RNA of Pocillopora meandrina, 3254 nucleotides long. The record is from the annotation of a GenBank genome assembly. Lineage: Eukaryota; Metazoa; Cnidaria; Anthozoa; Scleractinia; Pocilloporidae.